AUGGAUCUUGAGUUGAAAAUAUAUCCUAGCAAGGACUCGCUGCUGUUUGUUCUAAAUUCGGGUUUACACAUAUCCUCCGUGCAGUCGCAAUCUAUUCUGGCCGAGUUUGAUUUUACUAUUGGGCAAAUUCUUCAGUCAUUCAAUGAUCCAAAUAUAAAGACUGAUUCAUUAUGGCAAAUGUCAAGCGAGCAAACAUGUCAGAUCUCCAAAUUAUCCUUUGGCUCAACUGUCGAUCUUCCGUAUAAACUCAUCCAUCAUGGUUUUGAAUCCCAAGCUGCUAAGCAUUCUGAUUGGACAGCCAUCGAGUUUGAAUCACAAAGUCUUACCUAUGGUCAACUCGAUCACUGUGGAAAUGUUCUUGCUGCUCAGCUUAUAUCCCAAGGAAUUACAAUUGGAACUCGAGUUGCGGUUUUGAUGCACAGAUGUCUUGAGUUUACCGUUUCUAUGCUUGCUAUUCUCAAGGCAGGAGCCACUAUCGUUGCGAUUGAUUCCAAACUUCCCAUCAAACGUAUUUUAUUUACCCUUAAAGAUGCCAAUGUCAAUACUGUACUUUCCACUUGUUCACAGGAUAUCCAUAUUGCAAAUGGUGUUCAGACUAUAACCAUUGAUUUACCAUCGUUGUUGUCUGCCAAAACUCCUUUACGAUCCACACUUUCUGUGCCGACCGUGUCAACUUCAUCUCCCUAUAUCAUUAUUUACACAUCAGGAUCAACUGGCACGCCAAAAGGUGUUGCUAUAUCUCAUUGUGGUGUCAUCAAUAUUGUUGCUUUACAAGCCAGUCGCUUUGGUGCGCUUCCCAAAUUCCGCGUCGCGCAGUUUAUGGCGAUUGGAUUCGAUGGCUGCCAAUGGGAAACCUGGUCUGCUUUAAACAAUGGCUCUACACUAGUACUAAGAAAAAAUGAUGUAUUUAGCACUGUAUCUGAUUUGGAUUCACUGUUCAUCACUCCUACCGGUCUGGCUCAAUUGGGCAGUCCACAAGACUAUCCUCGAUUAAAGCAUGUCAAUAUUGGCGGUGAAGCUUGUUCUCAAACA
Messenger RNA from Batrachochytrium dendrobatidis JAM81, 1032 nucleotides. RefSeq lists its product as uncharacterized. The record is from RefSeq and is a predicted model, not a curated record. The transcript has a single exon. Gene Ontology annotation, cellular component: cytoplasm. NCBI's taxonomy places the organism in Eukaryota, Fungi, Chytridiomycota, Chytridiomycetes, Rhizophydiales. Gene Ontology annotation, biological process: amino acid activation for nonribosomal peptide biosynthetic process; secondary metabolite biosynthetic process. The annotation marks the transcript as partial. Gene Ontology annotation, molecular function: phosphopantetheine binding.